This is a messenger RNA of Ananas comosus (pineapple), 1148 nucleotides long. RefSeq names its product 21 kDa protein-like. Gene Ontology annotation, molecular function: enzyme inhibitor activity. The transcript has a single exon. The coding region runs from base 35 to 721 and encodes 228 amino acids. The record is from RefSeq and is a predicted model, not a curated record. NCBI's taxonomy places the organism in Eukaryota, Viridiplantae, Streptophyta, Magnoliopsida, Poales, Bromeliaceae. Gene Ontology annotation, biological process: negative regulation of catalytic activity.
UACUCCAAAUCCCCAAAUUCCAAGGAAAGAGAAAAUGGCUUCGAGAACCCUCUUCUUCUCCUUCUUCGUCUUCGUCCUCCUCCUCCCCGAGUUCGAAGCAUCGAUUACGUCAGCCCUAGGCGAGGGGAGGAGGAGCUCGACGUCGUCGUCGUCGUCCUCGUCUCCGGCGCCGGGGCCGCGGAACUCGACGGCGUUCAUCCGCGCGAGCUGCGGCGCGACGCUGUACCCGCGGCUCUGCUACGCGUCGCUCUCGACCUACGCGGACUCGGUCGCGGAGAGCCCCGUCGCGCUCGCGCGCCUCGCCUCGAACGUCACCGCCGCGCGCCUCCGCGCCCUCUCCGCCCGAGUCGCCGCCCUCCGCCGCCGCCGCGCCGCGCCGCCUCCUCGGGAGGCCGCGGCGCUGCGCGACUGCUGCGAGUCGGCGGGCGACGCCGCCGACCUCGCGCGCCGCGCCGGGGCGGAGCUCGCGCGUCUCGACGCCGGCGCGGCGGCGGCGGCGGCGGCGGGGUCGGGGGCGGCUUGGAGGGUCGCGAACGCGCAGACGUGGCUGAGCGCCGCGCUCACGAACGAGGACACUUGCGCGGACGGGUUCGACGCGGUGGCGCCGGGCCCCGGCUCGGCGAAGGGCGAGGUGCUCGCGCGCGUGCGCAGGGUCAAGCAGUACACCAGCAACGCCCUCGCCCUCGUCAACACCCUCGUCGCCGCCACCCACGGCCCCUGAGAUCGCAUCGCAUCGCAUCCCAUCCAUCCUUCCAUCGCUCUCCCCCGUCUGAUCUUAUCUCAACGGUUCGAUCGCCCUUAUACAUUCCGUAAUAAUUAAUGCUAAUUAAGGUAGUGUUGUUGAUACGAAAAUCGAUAUUCGAUAGUGAGUGUAUGGAUAGGGGAAAUGUUUCUCUUUUCCCAUGUUAUAUAUAUAUAUCUGAUGUAAGAGCUCUUUAAACAACUCGUCUUGUAGCUUUUUUUUUUUUUUUUUUUUUAAUCUUCUUUUUUCUUAUAUAUUUACUCUUUUUCUAUAGAUAAAAAAGCAAGCACUCAGAAUUUAUAUACAUAUAUAUACGUAGAGCUCACGAUUAUAAACGAUUUGUACGGCAAAAAAUUUUGCCUAUUAAACUGUACACAAUUCGAAUCCCGCAAUUACCGCCGUUGAA